Molecule: messenger RNA, 1080 nt
Organism: Pyricularia grisea
Lineage: Eukaryota; Fungi; Ascomycota; Sordariomycetes; Magnaporthales; Pyriculariaceae
Exons: 1
Coding region: 1-1080 (359 amino acids)
Source: RefSeq, a predicted model, not a curated record
AUGCCCACUCCCCAAACCCAAACAAUCCCAACACCCUGGUGCCCCAUCUCCGCAACCAUCACCGAACCCGACCCCACCACGACACCUCGUCACCCAGCACCCACCGACCUGACCCUCCUCCUCCUGCACGGCAACUCAUCCAGCUCCCUGGCAUUUUCCCACAUCCUCUCCCGCGACCCACCGGCCGGCGUAUGCCGCGUCAUCGCCCUCGACUACCCAGGCCACGGGCGAUCUGGCAACGCAGCCACCGACGCUGAGGCGGACCGCGUCUACACGCAACCGGGCUACGCCGUCGUGGCCGCACACGCGCUGGCCGCCCUGGGCGUGCGCGGCCGCGUCGCCGUGCUCGGCUGGAGCCUGGGCGGCCACGUCGCCAUCGAGCUGAUCCCGCUGCUGGCGCCGUCCAGCCUGGCCGACCGCGCCGCCGCGCUGGGCGCGGGUCCGCUGCCCGGCACGACCAUCGUCAGCCCACCACCACCACCACCACCGCCGCCGCCGGCAUCCCGCGCCAUCUCCCUCGCCGGGAUCAUGCUGGUGGGCACGCCGCCGCUCGGAAAUGCGGCGCAGCUGAAAGCAGGGUUUACCCUCGGCGCGGGGGAGUGCGCGUCGGCACGGGAGAGCCGCAAGGGCGAUGUUGGACGGGGCGGGCGGGCGGCGGUUGGCGAGAUUUCGUUCUUUGCGCUGGCGGCCGAGGAGCUGACGGACGAUCUGGUGGAGUCGCUGACGGUCGCGGGCCACGGGCCGCCGCGGGAGCAGUGGAUGGCCGACGGGGUGCGACGGACCGACGGGCGGGCGAGGCGCGCCAUGGCGGAGAACGCCUUUGCCGGGGAGCUGUCGGACCAGGUCGGCAUCGUCGGGGCCAGCGACGUGCUGUGCGCCGUGGUCAACGGGGCCGAGGAGCAGUUUGUCAACCUCGAUUACGUAGAUGGCGUCAGCUUCAGGAACCUGUGGAGGGGCGAGUGUCACAGGAUCCCCGCAUUGGGCCAUGCUCCAUUCUGGGAGGCUCCCGAUUUGUUUUGGGACGAUUAUUUGACGCCUUUUCUUGCAGAUUGUAAUGCAGCGCAGGCAUAUUCACUUUAA